Mus pahari (shrew mouse) is the source of this 1323-nucleotide messenger RNA. It is a transcript of the gene Mlec, whose product is annotated as malectin. The record is from RefSeq and is a predicted model, not a curated record. Gene Ontology annotation, cellular component: membrane. The transcript has 5 exons. Lineage: Eukaryota; Metazoa; Chordata; Mammalia; Rodentia; Muridae. Gene Ontology annotation, molecular function: carbohydrate binding. Bases 370 to 1239 code for a protein of 289 amino acids.
GCCUGGGAGCAGGGCGCCGCUGCGGGCCUUGAACCCCUUCCUCUCCAGCCGGGAGACCACACAGCCUCGGAGCGAAGUUUCUCUCUGCAGUGAACCCACCCCCACCCCAACCCCCCACCCUCCAGGGACCUGGCCAGAACCCAGGGCCUAGCCCUGGCUCGAAGCUCCCAAGAAGCCAUCGAGGCAUAGAGUUGGCGAGAAGUUUAUAUUUAGACCCUUUCUCAUCUUACGUUGCCCCAGCCCCUCAUCCCACCCAAGCUGGGAUUGGAAAAAAGACAAGGGUGGCCUUUUGCUCGGCGCCUGGAGGCCUCGCAGGUUGGAGGUCAUCGACUCCGCUGCUCUGCCAUCCAUCGCGACGGUUUCCAGGAGAUGGCUUGCCCACCCUACAGAUCACCCACCGCUUUCCGUGCCCCUUCCAAGCCCGGGACUGGGGCUUUGAUUUUUAGCCAGAACGGCAGGGAAUCUUCGAAGGGGGAUAGUCCGAGAAAGUUUGACUGUGGCACCCCUCCCCUACCUUCCUUUGGAAUUCGUAUGCUUAAAAGGCGGUGUCGGUGUCCGUACAUUGCAGCCCAUCCUGCCCAUGAGGUCAACCUGUCCUCAGACUAUGGCAUGAAACUGCCAAUCCUGCGCUCCACCCCGGAGGACCAGAUCCUAUAUCAGACAGAGCGGUACAACGAAGAGACCUUUGGCUACGAAGUACCGGUCAAGGAGGAGGGUGACUAUGUGCUGGUGUUGAAGUUUGCUGAGGUCUACUUUGCACAGUCUCAGCAGAAGGUGUUUGAUGUCCGGUUGAAUGGCCAUGUGGUGGUGAAGGACUUGGACAUCUUUGACCGUGUUGGGCACAGCACGGCCCAUGAUGAAAUCAUCCCGAUGAGCAUCCGGAAGGGGAAGCUGAGUGUGCAGGGGGAGGUGUCCACCUUCACAGGGAAGCUCUACAUCGAGUUUGUCAAGGGGUACUAUGACAAUCCCAAAGUCUGUGCGCUCUACAUCCUGGCCGGGACAGUAGACGAUGUACCAAAGCUGCAGCCUCAUCCAGGAUUGGAGAAGAAAGAAGAGGAGGAGGAGGAAGAAGAAUACGACGAGGGGUCAAGUCUCAAAAGACAGACCAACAAGAACAGGGUGCAGUCAGGCCCCCGCACACCUAACCCCUAUGCCUCGGACAACAGCAGCCUCAUGUUCCCCAUCCUGGUGGCCUUCGGAGUGUUCAUCCCAACCCUCUUCUGCCUCUGCCGCUUGUGAGAACAAAUGGCCGUCCUCAGCAGGGUGGAGGGGAGUGCGGAAGAAGCCAGACUUGUUGGUUUCUGUAUUCUUCAGUGUUUAGCA